Messenger RNA from Anguilla rostrata (American eel), 2822 nucleotides. RefSeq names its product coiled-coil domain-containing protein 71-like. Lineage: Eukaryota; Metazoa; Chordata; Actinopteri; Anguilliformes; Anguillidae. Bases 271 to 1356 code for a protein of 361 amino acids. The record is from RefSeq and is a predicted model, not a curated record. The transcript has 2 exons.
CGGCAGCCAUUUUAAUGUAGUCUGUGUGGCUUGGCUGCACUUAAUGAAACGCAGGAGACAGGAAGGCAGCAGGUUCUUUAAAUCUGAUUAAUUAUAUAUAUAUCGUAUAUAUAUAUAUAUAUAUUCCGUACUUUGGGAACGUCGUAUCACCUCUUGCUUACACUAUUAAUGUACGAGUGCUGCACGGCUUGACAGCUUGGAUUCGCGCAAGGAGAGAAGGAAACAUCACGGACAGGAGGCCUUUAUGAAGCUCAUUUGUUGGUAAAUGCCAUGAAUUGUGAAGGAAAGGCUGUAGAGAAGGCAGUCCAAUCUUGGUCCAGGUUUGCCUCUGCUGGACAGGCAGCUCUUGUUGAAGCACUGCGGGUUUUCAGUCCCAUGUCCAAGGACUUUUUGGACACGGAGACGCAGCUGGUGUCCUUUCUGCAGGGCCUGAGAGAGGAGGGCCACAAGCCCACCGUACUGAGGAGCAAAGAUGUUUACGGCUAUAGCUCCUGCACAGCUGAACCCCUCCCCACGGUCAGGAUCCCCAAACCUCUGGAUGCUUCCCGAGUCCCCAAAGCACAGAGGCCGAUGCGGAGGCGUGGCAGGAAGCCAGGCGCCAAGAAGAAGGAGAUGAACUACGCCCUGCUGAGCACUGCAGCCAAGAUCAUCCUCAAGAACCAGCCCAAGAUCCUCCUGACUAACCUCUCCCAGGAGUCCCUCCACCAGCCCCCUGUCUUGACUGUGAGGCCGGCCCAGGUGCAGUCCUGUUUGAAACUGACAAACAUGACGGGCCCCUCCUCAGGCCACACGGCCCGGCUGCAGGUCCACACUGGACUGGGGCAGCGGGGCGUAGCCGUGACCACGCCUCUCCGGCCGCCAUCGCUGUCUGGGAUACCGCUGCAGACCUCUGAGCACUCUGCUAAAGUGCCGAAAGCCGUCGCUUUGAAGAAAUCUGCGGUUAUUUCCUGUCCGGUUAAGAUGGGCGUGGCCCUUAUCGGAGACUCGGCCCCUGUAGUCCCGGAGAAUGGCAGGGUACUGAAGGAAAGCAACAAAUACAUAAUGGCUCCUGUGAGGAUGGGCAAAGUGAAAGGGGCCAAUAAGUUGAUGUGGAGGAACAGGAGCACAGUCAGGACUCUGAAAAGGAGGCUGUCAGAGGAGCCCGAAGAAAAGAUGAGGAAGAGGGUGAGGAAGAGCGUCUGGGUCAUGAAGGGUCAGGACGACUCUCGGCUGACCAAGAACAACCUGAGGUUCAAGGUGAUUAAAGUGGAUGACUCCUUCACAGACGAGGAAGUCAGGAGAAAAGCCCAGAAAAUUUUACGGGUAAAUUUAUCACCUGUAAUAGAGAUUCAGCCACUUCUUCCUUAUCCUGUAUAAAGGACAACUCUUUACUAGAGGACCUGCAUGAUCCCACAACCUUUUUCCAUUUUUUACUUUUUAUACAGACAUGUUGCUGAGCCUAAACUUGCCAGUAUGGAAGUAUUUUUGACUGGUAAAGUUACUAAAUUUCUUUCUGAGGAUAAGGGAUCUCAUCUAGCACAAAGAAUUCAGCCUACUUUGGUGAUAUUCCUGCUGUAGGGAGGAGUCCGUAUCCUGAUGCCUUGCAGGGUGGUGCUGUGGAGGUUUUUGUUGAAUAUGGUGCAGAUUUGAGCUUGAAAGCUUUCUAAGAUAAUGCACUGUGAAAUGCCAUUUUCAUCCAGUUUGUUGAGGAAAACUAUAUUUGAUAGAAGCCAUGCCACAUUACUAUGCAGUAUCCAUAUAAAUGUUUUUCUUUCAUACAGUAAAGUAACUUAUUUCUAACCACAGUACUUUCUCAUGAAUAUUGGAUAUUUGGGACCAUAUCCUACAGAAAGUGUACUGUUAAGGAUUUUUUAAAUAUGUCAUUUCUUUGCUAUACCGUCAUGUUUCAUUUUGUGUUUUAAAAAAUUCAUAUUACGGAUAUUAAGGGGAGUGCAGCAUUAAGAGAACAGUGCCUCUGAAGUUAAUUAUAGGCUUUUAUCCCAUUUUUGUAUUCAGUUUGGGAUCCAUUUUGAUAUGAAUCUUGAUCUUACCAAAUGAUUCAGAAAAGGAGUUUGCUGAAUGUAAGCACUUUUGUAUGGUAAACAAACCCAUUCAUUUUUCAGCAGGACUAAUCGCCUUAUUAUUUUGCACAGAAACCGAACUGUAGUCUUCUUUAUAGUGCAUCAGAGUGUGUGUGGGGGGGGGGGGGGCGGUUUGUCCCGUGCAGGGUCACGUGUAGUCACCCUGUUUUGGGACUGCCCUGACAUUUUGGGCUUAUUUCCAUUUAGUUUUUUAUUUUUUAUAGGAUACUCUGCUCCAUUUCUGAGAUUCUCUAUUUCACUCUUAAGAACUGUAUCAUUCCUAUGUGCACCUGUACUUUUGAUUUUAUAAUGUCCUCUUGUUAAAAUUUUUAUUAUUAUUUAUGUAGGUUUAUUAGAAUUUGCAUUUUAAUUAAGCAAAUGAAAGAUUUGUGGAUCUUCAAAGACUAGCGUUUGAUUGGAACUUUGACUUUAUUACCCAAACUGCGUAUGUGAGGCCUGUAUGCCUCUCACUGGCCAUUUUGGAUCCGGACUCGGACGGGACGGGACGGGACGGGACCACCAGAACUCCCACUGUGGCACUUUCCUUUCAUGUUCGGAGACUUACUGAGGCCACACAUGCCGUGACGGAGCGCUUUGGGGUUUUUUCCCUUUAUUUAAAAUAUUGACUAAUGGUUUUCAUUUGUGUUCUGACUGAAAUGAGUUUUAUUAUUAAUUUAGUUUUUGUACAAAUGGCAUCCAACACUUCAAAAUGUUACUCUGUGAACAGUGUUGAUUAAAUGCAUUAAUAAAUAUGUAUUGUCA